UGGCACUCCGCUUCGCUCACUCUCCUGUACCUCUUUCACUCUCUUCCACUCCUGCAUUGCUGUGGAAGCAGAUGUUGAUACUCUAAUGCCAAUAUAUACUAUUUCCCUGUCGGUUGCAGGUGUUCGUUCCCAAGGAGGAUAGAAGAGAACACAACCGAGGCGUAGAACUCAUUCAACCGCUGCACUGCUUCUGAAUUCUAAACGGAUAGCGGCUUUGGAAAGAUACGGAAACAGAGAAGAGAAGAGGAGAGAGAGGGACACAGCAACGAGGAGAAAAUAGAGAGAGAGAGGGAAACAGCGAAGGGAGGAAGAAAGCAGAGCUGAGUGUGUUUACCACACCUGUGAUGCAGCGUUGUUUCUAGCAACUAAGACGCGCUGCGGGGAUACCAAUGUAAUGGCCAAGGAAUUGGACCCGGAGGAUGCGUGCUGCUGCUACUGAGCCAACUGGACUUUGAUGCAGAGGAGGCUUACUAACGGCGUAAAGAGACGCCCGGAGAAUAAAACAACCGGACAAAUAAAUCCGGGCUACUACUACUGCUCAUUUAUCCCUGCUCUUUGUCUUUUGAAAGUUAAACCGGAGAAGUGCGAGCGGUUUACAGCAGAGAAUGAUGCCGUUACACCUGACUCCCUUUGUCCGCGGGAGAUACAGCACGGCCACGUUGGUGAUGCUCUGUUGGCUGUUCCUCGCUGGAUUUACCUUCAUUGUUGGUACGGAGCACGUUGCCACGGCGACACUUCCUGCCUCCUUCAACGAUCUGUUACCUCACUUCCUGGUGGAGCCUGACGAUGAGUACAUAGUGAAGAACAAGCCCGUCACCCUGACCUGUCGCUCCACCCCGGCAACACAGAUCUACUUCAAAUGUAACGGGGAGUGGGUUCAUCAGGAUGAUCACCUGAUAGAUCGCACCGUGGACCCUGCAACAGGUCUGCCCAUCAUGCAGGUGAAGAUAGAUAUCUCCAGACAGCAGGUUGAGAAGAUCUUUGGUCUGGACGACUAUUGGUGCCAGUGUGUCGCCUGGAGCACUACGGGAACCCAGAAGAGCCAAAAGGCAUACGUCAGGAUCGCCUACCUGAGGAAGAACUUUGAGGAGGAGCCAAUGGGGAAGGAAGUAGCGUUGAACCAGGAAGUGUUGUUACGCUGUCAUCCUCCAGAGGGCGUACCACCAGCUGAGGUGGAGUGGCAGAGGAACGAGCAUGUGAUCGACCCGGUAAGCGACCCCAAUUUCUUGGUGACUGCGGACCGUAAUCUGAUCAUCAAACAGGCCAGGCUGGCGGACACGGCCAACUACACCUGCGUGGCCAAGAACAUUGUGGCUCGACGCAAGAGCUCCCCCGCCACCGUUCUGGUCUACGUGAACGGCGGUUGGUCUACCUGGACAACGUGGUCGGCGUGCAGCUCAGUUUGUGGGCGUGGCUGGCAGAGGAGGAGCCGCAGCUGCACCAAUCCCACGCCGCUGAACGGGGGCGUGGCAUGCGACGGACAGAAUGUCCAGAAAAGUGCCUGCACCGCGACCUGCCCAGUAGAUGGAGGUUGGAGUGAUUGGUCUAAUUGGUCUGAGUGCGGAGUGGACUGUUCCAUGUGGCGCAGUAGAGAGUGUACCCAGCCCUCGCCUGGCACCGGGGGCAAAGACUGCCAGGGCAUCGACCUCCAAUCACUCAACUGUACCAGCCAACAGUGUCUACAGACUGCCAAUGGAGUUGAGGAUGUAGCCCUUUAUGUGGGUAUUGUAGCCGUAGCUCUCUGUCUGACCCUCAUACUCAUCGUGGUGGUCCUGGUCUACCGCCGUAAGAAGGAAGGUCUGGACGCUGACGUAGCGGACUCGUCCAUCUUGACCACGGGCUUCCAGCCUAUGGGCAUCAAGCCUAGCAAGCCAGAGAACUCCCAUCUGCUUACCAUCCAGCCUGACCUCACCACCACCACUACCAGCUACCAAGGAACCCUGCACUCACGUCACGACGGCACCGCUAAGUUCUCAAUGACCAACGGUCCGCUCCUGGACCCCUUACCCAACGGGUCGCACCACACCCUACACAACGGGAAGUUAUCCUCUGACCCUGCUGAGUUUAUGACCCGGCUGUCCAAUCAGACGUACUUCAAGACGUUGCCGCGGGACGUGGCUAACACCUCGUAUGGGACAUUCAACUUCCUGGGGGGUAGACUCACCAUCCCCAACACAGGCAUCAGCCUGCUGAUCCCUCCAGAGGCCAUCCCCAGGGGAAAGAUCUAUGAGAUAUAUCUCACCGCUCAGAGGAAAGAAGAUUUAAGGUUACCCCUGGUGGGCUGCCAGACCCUGCUGAGUCCCAUAGUGAGCUGUGGUCCUCCGGGGGUGGUUCUGACGCGGCCCACAAUUCUCAGCAUGGACCAUUGUUCUGACGCCUGUCCUGAGAACUGGGCCAUCAGGCUGAAGAAACAGAACUACGAAGGUGUCUGGGAGGACGUCCUAAUGAUGGGAGAGGAGUUGAUCUCAGAGCCGUAUUACUGUCAGUUGGAGGCAGAGACGUGCAGAGUGUUCUCGGAGCAGUUGGGUCGUUUCUCUCUGGUGGGAGAAUCUCUAAACAUGGCCGCGGCUAAGCGUCUCCGCCUGGUGCUCUUCUCUGACGCAUACUGCUCUACCCUGGAGUAUAACAUCAGAGUCUACUGCAUGGAUGAUACACAAGACGUCUUCAAGGUAAGGAACCUAGAUUCACACACACCUUUAGAACACCCCCACAGAGGUGCUGUUUCUUCCUGUCUAUUAAAGGCUGAUUAUACAUCCUGCCUGAAAUGUGCCUCCCGGACGCUUGAGCGAUCGUGUGUGUGUGUGUGUGUGUCUGUGUGUGUGUGUGUGUGUGUGUGUGUGUGUGUGUGUGUGUGUGUGUGUGUGUGUGUGUGUGUGUGUGUGUGUGUGUGUGUGUGGGGG
Messenger RNA from Salvelinus fontinalis (brook trout), 2900 nucleotides. It is a transcript of the gene unc5a, whose product is annotated as unc-5 netrin receptor A. Gene Ontology annotation, cellular component: membrane. Gene Ontology annotation, biological process: anterior/posterior axon guidance; netrin-activated signaling pathway. The record is from RefSeq and is a predicted model, not a curated record. NCBI's taxonomy places the organism in Eukaryota, Metazoa, Chordata, Actinopteri, Salmoniformes, Salmonidae. Gene Ontology annotation, molecular function: netrin receptor activity. The transcript has 12 exons. The annotation marks the transcript as partial.